AUGAUCCAGUCAAUAAUCUCUGCGGUCACUGGCGAGAAGUCGGAUCCUAGCGAUCUGCAGCUUGCGAACUAUAAAAAAUCAAAUAACCCGAAAGUGAUCAACAUGUCGAAUGGAUGUCCUAUCUACGAUAAGAGAAAUUCGCUUACUGUUGGACCACGUGGCCCUCAACUCAUGGAAGAUAUCGUUUAUCUUGACGAGAUUACCCAUUUCGAUCGUGAAAGAAUUCCAGAGCGAGUUGUGCAUGCUAAAGGAGCAGAAUCCAUGCUGAAGUCGCGAGAAAUUGUUGGAGGUAUCUGCAAGCGACAGUUGAGUAAACAAAGAAGAAUCGCGAAAACAUCCAUCAUGACUAAUGUCAUAUUUACAUCUUUUGCUCACUAUUCGGUUCCUUUGACAGAUUAG
Molecule: messenger RNA, 399 nt
Organism: Cylicostephanus goldi
Lineage: Eukaryota; Metazoa; Nematoda; Chromadorea; Rhabditida; Strongylidae
Source: the annotation of a GenBank genome assembly